Messenger RNA from Leptopilina heterotoma, 2025 nucleotides. RefSeq names its product putative fatty acyl-CoA reductase CG5065. Gene Ontology annotation, cellular component: peroxisome. Gene Ontology annotation, biological process: long-chain fatty-acyl-CoA metabolic process. Bases 196 to 1749 code for a protein of 517 amino acids. NCBI's taxonomy places the organism in Eukaryota, Metazoa, Arthropoda, Insecta, Hymenoptera, Figitidae. The record is from RefSeq and is a predicted model, not a curated record. The transcript has 9 exons. Gene Ontology annotation, molecular function: alcohol-forming very long-chain fatty acyl-CoA reductase (NADP+) activity.
AUCCGAACGUGUCGAGUUGAGCUAGCUGCAAAUUAUAGUGUUUAGCGCCUUUUUUUUUUUUUUUUGUUUUGUUUGAAAACCAAAACAAUCGUGUACGGUCUUCUUGACGCGUCACGUUUUUUCGGCCAGUGUUCCAGGGAGGAUCCAAUAUUCUCCUUAAAAUUAAUCCAGAUAAGCAAUUUGCUUUGAAAAAUCAUGACGGAAGUGAAAAUAGAGGAGUGGCCAGAUAGAAUAGCUGAGGUAUUCAAAGGUCGUGAAAUUUUGCUCACCGGUGGCACUGGAUUUUUAGGAAAAGUCAUAAUUGAGAAAUUUUUGCGAUGCCUGCCAGAAAUCGAACAAAUUUAUCUUCUCGUGAGGCCGAAGAAAGGAAAGGAUCCCAAACAUCGUCUCGAUGACAUAUUUAAUUCCGCUCUUUUUGAGAAAGUCAGAACGCAACGAGGAAUUGAAGCUCUGAAGAAAUCGGUGACAAUAAUUAGCGGUGACGUAUCCCUGCCAGGAUUGGGAUUGUCAGCAGAGGACAGAAAACUGAUAUGUGAGAAAGUCAGCAUUGUUUAUCAUGGAGCAGCCACAGUCAGGUUUGACGAACUACUUAAAAGAGCAGUUUUGCUGAAUACUCGUGGCACAAAACAAAUGUUAGACUUGGCCAAAGAAAUUAAAAAUUUAGUUCUUUUCGCACACAUUAGCACUGCCUAUUGUCAUCUCGAAGAGAAGCUUCUUGGAGAAAAAUCAUAUCCUCCACCGUCGAAUCCGCAUAAAAUUAUAAAAUGUGUCGAAUGGAUGGACGACGAUGUCGUAGAGGCAAUGACUGAUAAAAUUUUGGGAAAUUUACCAAAUACUUAUGCGUUCACAAAAGCCUUGUCCGAAGGUCUCGUCGAAGAAGCCAUGCCACACAUUCCAGCAGUUAUUUUGCGACCAAGCAUAGUGAUUCCAGUUUGGAAGGAGCCAGUGCCAGGUUGGACGGACAAUAUUAAUGGACCAACAGGACUUUUAAUUGGUGCCGGAAAGGGCGUUAUCAGAACAAUGUAUUGUAACGAAAAUGGUUACGCUGAUUAUUUACCAGUCGACAUUGCAGUUAAUGCAAUUUUAACAGCCUCUUGGAAUUUUCUUUACUGCAAGGAACACGAGAAGAGAGUUUACAAUCUCACCAGCAGCAGUGACUUCAAGGUGACCUGGGCGGAAAUAAUAGAACGAGGACGACGAGUUACGGAAAAAGUUCCUCUUAACGGCGUUGUCUGGUAUCCUGGUGGUAGUAUGAAAAAAUCCCGUCUCAUGCACAAUAUUUGUGUCCUCUUCUUUCACAUGAUUCCCGCCUACAUAAUCGAUGCUCUCAUAUUUCUCGCCGGACACAAACCAAUAAUGUGUAGAGUACAUCGACGAAUUCAAAAGGGUUUUGAAGUCUUUGAAUAUUACGCCAAUAAUCAAUGGGAUUUUGUAAAUACCAAUAUUACACAAAUUAGGGAUAAAUUAAAUCCACGUGAGAAGAUAAUGUACCAAAUUCAUGGCGAUGAUUUGGACCUGGAUGCAUAUUUUGAAGCUUGCAUAAGAUCCGCGAGAGUUUUUAUUCUCAAUGAACCACUAGAAACACUGCCUGCUGCUCGUAGACAUAUGAAAGUUAUGUACUGGGUGGACGUUAUAACAAAGAUUCUCUUCUUCGUUCUGAUUAUUUACAUGUUCGCCUGUUGGAGCGACAGUUUUCGACAACUAUUAGCUCGAGGCUGGGAAUUAGUCACUCGACAGCUGUCUUCUUAAUUUAUAAUUAAUUUUUUGUAGACCAUAACUUAUAUUUUUGUACUCUUGACCAAUUUUAACGGUCAUUAAAAAUCGACUGCAAAAUAUUUCGUAAAAAAUAUUAAACACAAAAUUUAAUCCUGUAUGAAAAAAAAAAGAUUUUGUAUAUUCAGCGAAAUGUAACAACGUAAAUGGUGGAUAAAAAUUGUUUUAAAUUUUGGAAGAAGAAAUAAUUAGUUUGAAGAAAAAAUAUUUACUGUAAAGAAGAAAUAUUUACUUUGAAGUGAAAAUAUUUUU